AUGAACGCGUCCGUUCCCAACGUGCUGCGGCCGGGCGGCUCCCGCAACACGCCGCUCGGUCUCGCAGACAUUCGGCCGCGCGCCGACUCGAGCCUGUCGGACGGGUUUCCUGGUGGCUAUGACCAGGCCAACGCCCAGCCGGGCAGCAGCAACUACCUGGCACCGUGGGCGCUGUAUGCAUUCGACUGGUGCAAGUGGCCAUCGACGGGCAACGGCGCCGGCAAGCUGGCCAUUGGCAGCUACCUCGAGGACGGGCACAACUUUAUCCAGAUCCUGGACACGCAUGUCAGCCAGGCGCCGGCCGAGUCGUACCAGCCAGGCACGUCCAAGUACCAGCUGGAAUUCACCAAGGUGGCCGAGGCCACGCACACGUAUCCCGUGACGCGGCUGCUCUGGGAGCCGCCGUCUUCGCAGAAACAGUCCACCGACCUGUUGGCGACGUCGGGCGACCACCUGCGGCUGUGGUCGCUGCCCUCGGACACGCCGACGUCGGCGACCAGCAGCACGAUUGGGCGGCGGGACGCGGGCACCACCAAGCUGACGCCGCUGGCGCUGCUGUCCAACUCCAAGACACCCGAUCACACGGCGCCGCUGACGUCGCUGGACUGGAACACGGUGUCGCCGAGCCUGAUUAUCACGUCGAGCAUUGAUACGACGUGCACCAUCUGGGACAUUCCGUCGCUCACCGCCAAGACGCAGCUGAUUGCGCACGACAAGGAGGUGUACGACGUGCGCUUCUGCGCCGGCAGCAUGGACGUGUUUGUCAGCUGCGGCCAGGACGGCAGCGUGCGUAUGUUUGACUUGCGUAGUCUGGAGCACAGUACUAUCAUCUACGAGCCCACAGGCAAGGAUGACCGCGAUGCCCAAGGCGGUAGGAUAAGUCCGACACUCGCCCAGCAGACCAUGUCCAACCCGCCGCCGCUGCUGCGCCUGGCCACCUCGCCCCACGACACCCAUCUGCUCGCCACGUUCGCCCAAGACUCGGACGUCAUUCGCAUCCUGGACGUCCGGCAACCUGGCCAGGCCCUGCUCGAGCUGCGCGGCCACGGCGGCUCGGUCAACUGCGUCGAGUGGUCGCCGCACCGUCGCGGGACGCUGGCGUCUGGCGGCGACGACUGCCAGGUGCUCAUCUGGGACUUGCUGACCAACAACAGCUCGUUGCUGGCCGGCAGCAGCCUGGGCACCGGGGGCGGCAGCGGCGGCGGCAGCGGCACCAUCAGCAGCAACAGCGGCGCCCCCGGUGCUCCUGGGAGCGGUGCGGCGCCGCCUGCGAACGGCGCGACUCCGGCGGAAAACGCGCGGGCACCCGUGGCGGCAUGGCAGUGCGACUAUGAGGUCGGCAACCUGGGCUGGGUCCCGCGGCUGGCCAACAGUGACGCCGGCGAGUGGCUGGGCGUGAGUGGCGGACGGGGUAUCUGGGGUGUGCGUUUCUAA
Molecule: messenger RNA, 1434 nt
Organism: Sporothrix schenckii 1099-18
Lineage: Eukaryota; Fungi; Ascomycota; Sordariomycetes; Ophiostomatales; Ophiostomataceae
Product: WD repeat-containing protein 68
Exons: 2
Coding region: 1-1434 (477 amino acids)
Cellular component (GO): nucleus
Molecular function (GO): protein binding
Source: RefSeq, a predicted model, not a curated record